This is a messenger RNA of Elaeis guineensis (African oil palm), 2543 nucleotides long. RefSeq names its product phenylalanine ammonia-lyase 2. NCBI's taxonomy places the organism in Eukaryota, Viridiplantae, Streptophyta, Magnoliopsida, Arecales, Arecaceae. Gene Ontology annotation, biological process: L-phenylalanine catabolic process. The record is from RefSeq and is a predicted model, not a curated record. Gene Ontology annotation, cellular component: cytoplasm. Gene Ontology annotation, molecular function: ammonia-lyase activity.
UUCCCCUCCUCAGGAAAAAGAUUUCUUGUCCUCUCAUCACCAGUAAAUUGGAUCCGAUCUGAUCUCCCAUCCUCUUCUUCUCCACUCCUCACCAUCCUUCCCAAUUGCUUCUCAAGAUUUCUUUAUAAUUUCUCGCUUAGCCUCUCAUGGAGUCUGCGCACGAGAGCGGCAAUGCCAAUGGCGCCGUCAAGGGCUUGUGCAUCAAAGACCCAUUGAAUUGGGUGGCCGCGGCGGAGGCCUUAACCGGGAGCCACUUUGAUGAGGUUAAGAGGAUGGUGGAGGAGUUCAGGCAGCCUAUGGUCAGGCUGGAGGGCGCGAGUCUCAAGAUAUCGCAGGUGGCGGCGGUGGCGAUGGCGGAGUCGGCGGCGAGGGUGGAGCUCUCGGAGGCGUCGAGGGAGGGGGUGCAGGCCAGCAGCCAGUGGGUGAUGGACAGCAUGAACAACGGGACCGAUAGCUAUGGGGUCACCACUGGGUUCGGUGCCACCUCUCACAGGAGGACCAAGCAAGGAGGAGCCCUACAGAAGGAGCUCAUCAGAUUCCUCAAUGCCGGAAUCUUUGGCUCCAGCCCGCAAUCGGUCCACACAUUGCCCCCCUCUGCGACGAGGGCGGCGAUGCUGGUCCGGAUCAACACCCUCCUCCAGGGCUACUCCGGCAUCCGGUUCGAGAUCUUGGAAGCCAUGAACCGCCUCCUGAAUUCCAACAUCACCCCCUGCGUCCCCCUCCGGGCAAGCAUCAGCGCCUCCGGCGACCUCGUCCCCCUGUCCUACAUCGCCGGCAUCCUGAGCGGCCGCCCCAAUGCCGUGGCCAUCAGCCCCACCGGGCAACCGAUCGAUGCCGCGGAGGCGUUCCGGCUCGCCGGAAUUCCCCACGGCUUCUUCGAGCUGCAGCCCAAGGAAGGGCUGGCGCUCGUCAAUGGCACGGCCGUGGGGUCCGGCCUGGCUUCCCUGGUCCUGUUCGAGGCAAACAUCCUCGCACUCCUCUCCGAGGUCCUGUCGGCGAUCUUCUGCGAGGUAAUGAACGGGAAGCCGGAAUUCACGGACCACCUCACCCACAAACUGAAGCACCACCCGGGCCAGAUCGAGGCGGCGGCCAUCAUGGAGCAUGUCCUCGAGGGCAGCUCCUACAUGAAGUUGGCCAAGAAGCUCCAUGAGCUCGACCCCCUCCAGAAGCCCAAGCAGGACCGCUAUGCCCUCCGGACCUCGCCCCAGUGGCUGGGCCCCCAGAUCGAGGUGAUCCGCUCCUCCACCAAAUCCGUCGAAAGAGAGAUCAACUCCGUGAACGACAACCCCCUCAUCGACGUCUCCAGGAAGAAGGCCCUCCAUGGAGGCAACUUCCAGGCUACUCCCGUCGGCGUCUCCAUGGACAACACCCGUUUGGCGAUCGCCGCCAUCGGGAAGCUCAUGUUCGCCCAGUUCUCCGAGCUCGUCAAUGAUUUCUACAACAACGGCCUGCCAUCCAAUCUCUCCGGCGGCCGGGACCCGAGCUUGGACUAUGGCUUCAAGGGUGCAGAGAUUGCGAUGGCAGCCUACUGCUCGGAGCUCCAAUUCCUCGGGAACCCGGUCACCAACCAUGUCCAGAGCGCAGAGCAACACAACCAGGAUGUCAACUCCUUGGGCUUGAUCUCGGCAAGGAAGACGCAGGAGGCGGUGGACAUCCUGAAGCUCAUGUCCUCCACCUACCUGGUAGCAAUCUGCCAGGCCAUUGAUUUGAGGCAUGUGGAGGAGAACUUGAAGAACACGGUGAAGAACACCGUGGGCCAAGUGGCGAAGAGGGUGCUCACGAUGGGCGUGAAUGGCGAGCUCCACCCGUCGAGGUUCUGCGAGAAGGACUUGAUCAAAGUUAUCGAUCGGGAGUAUGUCUUCAGCUACGCCGACGACCCCUGCAGCUCGACCUACACUCUCAUGGAGAAGCUGAGGCAGGUGCUUGUGGAGCAUGCAUUGAACAACGGUGAGAAGGAAAAAGAUGCGACCACUUCCAUCUUCCAAAAGAUAACCGCCUUCGAGCAGGAGCUCAAGGCUGUGCUACCCAAGGAGGUGGAGGCCACGAGGGUGGCGUUUGAGAAUGGGAACUUGCCGAUCGAGAACAGGAUCAAGGACUGCAGGUCGUAUCCUUUGUACAGGUUUGUGAGAGAGCUCGGUACCGGGUUUCUCACAGGUGAGAAGGUACGGUCUCCGGGAGAGGAGUUCGACAAGGUGUUCGUGGCUAUCAACAGGGGGAUGGUGAUCGAUCCUCUUCUCGAGUGUUUGAAGGGGUGGGAUGGUGCUCCCCUCCCCUUGCAUUAAGAUGGAGACGCCGCUGGGGGGAAGAUGGGAAGCUUCUUCAUCCUCAGCUUUCAGAUCUUCUGGCUCUAGUUUCAACUGUGAACCUCAUGUUGUAUUGUUUUAAGUAUAUGUUCCGUUUUUUCAUUUGAACUCUUUUAUUCUGUUUUAUGUUCUCAUGUUCAUGUACUUUUGAGAAUCCAUAACAUCUUGUUAUGCAAGGACAAAUGUAGCAUAUAGACACAUAAAUGCAGUUUCCUGAAGUUGUUUACGAGUUCAAAAAAA